UCCUUCUCACAACAUUACUUUCCAAUCUCAUUAAAAAAAAAAAACCACUUCCAAACUCGGUGCUCCACCGUUCCGACCAUUACCCAGCGUCACCGUGCCCUUUCAACUCCGUGUCUCCGUCUCAAACCCACCACUCCCUCUCAUUUCAUCCCAAACCUCAAUUCCUCCUCCUGAAUCUCAAACUCCAUUCCAUUCCCUUACCCGAAGAACCUUUUGUCCUGCUUCAAAUUCGCGGAAAUUAAAUUAGGGUUAGGGUUAGUAUAACACUUCAAUACGCUUGUUCUGCUUCAAAUAGUUUCUGUUCAUGCCUCGUUUUCGAGUUGGUAUCGUAUCGUAGCUGCACAAAUUUCCGCUUAAUUGAUAAUUUAGGGUUUGUGCUUUUGAUAUGUCUAAUUCAUCGAGGGGUCGAGUUACCAUUACUCUUGGACGCAGCGGUCAGGUUGUGAAGAGGGAUGUAUCUGCGGCAGAUGUUGCUUACUCUUCUUCUAUGUCUUCAGCUGGGAGUAAGCGGUCUGUGAGAGACAGAAUUGGAAAUAAUGCAGAUAGUUCCAUGUGGCAUGGAAAUGGGAUCGGCGGCAAUAAAAGACAGCGAGGAGAUGUAAGCUUGCAAAAUGGACAGGAAGAUCGGCGUAUUGGAAAAGAUGAUCUCCGACUGAAACUCAUGCAAAAAAAUGCAUCGAGGAGAACUGAAAGUAAUGGCAAUAAGAGGAAUAUCGAUCUCCGUGAAAAAUUGUCGAAGACAGCUCAUCCUCCGACGAACAGUUUUAAUUCUAAGCAGCGCAUGCCUGAACCAAGGGAUACAAGCUUGUACAGGCCAGUUCCCUCAGCUAGAAGUUCUGAUGAUUUAAUGCGUAUGGAAUCCAUGAGAAGCUCAUACUCUCCUUGGACACUGGAUCAAAUUCGGCAAAGAUCACCAGAUGGGUUUCCAAGUUCUUCCAGGGGGAUUUCCCCCCAAAGAAAUGUUGGAGACCCUCAGAGAAGGCCUUUAAACAGGGCAUAUGAUGGAGUCAGACCAGUUUCAUAUGCAGGUAGGGAUGUUAUUGAAACUUCAAGGCCUCCAAGUGCUGCACCUUCAUCUUUUAUGUCAAGAUCCACAAUAUCAUCAUUGCCUCCAGUUACUGCCAAACCUGUAGCAUCUCGUCCUGGCCAGCAUCCUCCAUCAAGCAGCGUUGCACAAAGGGUUCCAUUUGUGGGCGAGGAACAUCAAACACAAACUGUCGAUGGCCUGUUGCAAGCACUGGGACUUCAAAAAUAUGUCAUACUCUUCAAGGCCGAGGAAGUGGAUAUGACUGCAUUGAAGCAGAUGGGAGAAAAUGAUCUCAAAGAGCUUGGAAUUCCUAUGGGUCCAAGGAAAAAACUACUUCUUGCACUCUUGCCUCGUAAACGGCAGCAGUGUUGAUUUUCUUCUACGCUGGAGGCUAAAGUUGACUCAUUGUUGUAUCGCAGAGUUUUAUAAAACACUUAUUAGGUGAUGUGAAAUUACAUACAUGACAAAUUUUACUAGUAUUAAUGUCUUGUUCAGUGUGGGAUUUGGAUGUCCCGUAUAUUCACAGUCACAGUUUUGCAUUUGAGAACAAGUAUCAGUUGAAGUUUUGUGGGAAGUAUUGGUCUGUAACAUAUUCUGCCCAAACUUAUAACUGUAAGAAAUAGGAACUCGAAUCAAUUUAUUCCUAA
Vicia villosa (hairy vetch) is the source of this 1674-nucleotide messenger RNA. RefSeq lists its product as uncharacterized. Bases 386 to 1399 code for a protein of 337 amino acids. Lineage: Eukaryota; Viridiplantae; Streptophyta; Magnoliopsida; Fabales; Fabaceae. The transcript is spliced from 7 exons. Gene Ontology annotation, molecular function: protein binding. The record is from RefSeq and is a predicted model, not a curated record.